Trichoderma virens Gv29-8 is the source of this 818-nucleotide messenger RNA. RefSeq lists its product as uncharacterized. Gene Ontology annotation, biological process: translation; ribosomal large subunit assembly. The transcript is spliced from 4 exons. Gene Ontology annotation, cellular component: ribosome; cytosolic large ribosomal subunit. Bases 68 to 526 code for a protein of 152 amino acids. Gene Ontology annotation, molecular function: structural constituent of ribosome. The record is from RefSeq and is a predicted model, not a curated record. Lineage: Eukaryota; Fungi; Ascomycota; Sordariomycetes; Hypocreales; Hypocreaceae.
CCGAUAAGUCGACAACUCCUCAACGCACAAUCCCUCUCCGUGCAAAACUCGACAACAAGCCGAUACAAUGGCCCCCGCUAACAAGAAAGCUGCCGCCAAGGGCACCAAGCAGGCCAACGCCGCUGCCAAGGCCGCCCUCAAGGGUACUCACUCCACCAAGAACCGCAAGGUCCGCUUGACCACCUCUUUCCACCGCCCCAAGACUCUGGUCCUGUCCCGUGCUCCUCGCUACCCCCGCAAGGCCAUCAACCACACUCCCCGCCUUGAUGAGCACAAGAUCAUCAUCCACCCUCUCAACACUGAGAGCGCCAUGAAGAAGAUGGAGGAGAACAACACCCUGGUCUUCAUCGUCGAUGUCAAGGCCAACAAGGCCCAGAUCAAGCUGGCCCUCAAGAAGCUCUACGACAUUGACACCGUCAAGAUCAACACCCUGAUCCGCCCUGACGGCUCCAAGAAGGCCUACGCCCGCCUGACCCCCGAUGUCGAUGCCCUCGACAUCGCCGCCAACAAGCUGUCUCUGGUUUAAGCAGGAUAAUUUGUUGAGAGAGAGGUCGUUUUUUCUUUAGUCUUUUGACAAUUUCUUUUCUUUUUUCUCGGCAACGGAAUUUGGUCUGGUCUUGAAUGCGUGCACAACCAAUAAAAGCAUGGGCAUCGGAAACUUAAGGGAGUUGAAGCUUUGUCACUUAUCGGAUCGAAAUUAUGAUACUAUAUGCAAAGACAAACCCGGUCCAUCCACGUACCGAAUUUCGGGGAAAUUAAGGGAGAAGAAAAUAAAUGAAGACGGGGAGGUGAUGACAAAAAUUCCAAUGCUCGCUCUG